Molecule: messenger RNA, 2130 nt
Organism: Fundulus heteroclitus (mummichog)
Lineage: Eukaryota; Metazoa; Chordata; Actinopteri; Cyprinodontiformes; Fundulidae
Gene: oit3
Product: oncoprotein induced transcript 3
Exons: 9
Coding region: 247-1863 (538 amino acids)
Molecular function (GO): calcium ion binding
Source: RefSeq, a predicted model, not a curated record
UCAUUCCCAACCCAACAGCCAUCGAAGGUGUGUGGAAAAUGGAGGAAGGAGGACGUACUGAAACAAUGGGAGGAUGGACUCGCCUCUGGAUUCGGCAAGUGGAAGGUCAGGAGUUCAAGGUGGCAGAGGGGGCUUUACAAUGUGACACAGAUAAGAAGCAGCUAUUUAAAACAGACAUGAGAGGUGAACUUAUUGGGAGUGUGGAGGAAGAGCUCGGAUGGUCUCUUUUCCAUCAAGCGAUACACCAUGAUGCUCUUGGUCAUUAUCAGUCUUCUGCAGGAGGUUGUUGGACUCACAGGUGCAGAUCUCGACCCCUGCUCCGCCUACAUCAGCUUGAACGAACCCUGGAGGAACUCGGACUUCCACGUCAACCGGUCGUCCGGCGCGCCCCUGUGCGACAGCCACAUGUCCGGGGAGUGGUACCGCUUCACGGGCAUGGCCGGGGACGCCAUGCCUACCUUCUGCGUCUCCGAGAACCACUGCGGCACCCACGCCCCCAUUUGGCUCAACGGCAGCCACCCGCAGCUCGGCGAGGGGACCGUCACCCUCCCCGUCUGCGCCAGCUUCAACGACAACUGCUGCCAGUGGAACGCCAGCGUGGACGUGAAGGCCUGUCCCGGGGGAUACUUCGUCUACCGCCUGCCCAGGCCCUCCGUCUGCUUCCACGUCUACUGUGGCCAUUUCUACGAUAUCUGUGAUGAGGUGGACUGCACCGGUCCCAGCUGUCCAGAGCCCGAGUGCCGCUGUGCGCCUGGAACCGUCCUGGGACCCGACAAGCAGACCUGCCUGGAUGUAAAUGAAUGUGAAAAGGAGAACGGCGGCUGCGCAGAGGUUUGCAUGAACACCAAGGGUUCCAGGCGUUGCGAGUGCGGGCGCGGCCGCGUGCUGGAUGAGGGUGGACGCAACUGCAGAGAGAUUACAGACUGUCAGGUCAACAAUGGCGGAUGCAGCCACGACUGCUCUCAGACGCAGGACUCCUUUCAGUGCAGCUGUCCCCGGGGGCUGGAGCUGGGAGAAGAUAAAAGAACAUGCCAGGUUCCAGUCCUGUGUGACCCCAGCUCCAUUACCGUGUCAGUUCCCAAAGACCUUGUUGAAGGACUGGAGCUUUCUCUGUCCAACUCGUCUUGCCGAGGAAUCUCCAAUGGCACACACAUCAACUUGAGUUUCAGCCUCAAGACCUGUGGCACGGUGGUGGAGGUGACAGAAAAUAAGAUAGUUGGGACCAACCUGGUGACGGGCCUCCCCAGGAGCAGCCCCGGCAGCAGCACGGACUUCAUAGUACGGACCAGCAAGCUGUUGCUCCCGGUGACGUGUCAGUUCCCCAGGGAGUACCAGGUGUCUGACGGGUACCAGGCCAUUCUGCGUGGCUCGGCCCUGGAGCUGGAAAGCCACAGCGAGGGGGUCUUUGGGUUCAACUUGGAGCUGUUCAAAAGCGCCGCGUUCUCAGAGCCCUACCGCAGCCCGCCUCAGCUCCACCUGCACGACUCCCUGUUCUUUGGGGUGGAGCCGAAGGAGAGAGUGGAGGGCCUCUCCGUCCUGGUGGAGAGCUGUUUCGCUACCCCGGGGCCCAAAGCUGACCAGGCCCUGAAGUAUUACCUCAUCAAAGAUGGAUGCAUCUCAGAUGAAACUGUGACACAGUAUUCAUCAAAGGACCAGCUCUCCAAGCAUUACCAGGUCCCUGUCUUCAAGUUCAUUGGCAAGGACAACCGGCAAGUGUUCCUCCACUGCCGGGUGUUGGUAUGUGGAGCAGAAGACACCCGCUGCGCCCAGAGCUGUCGUGGACGUGUACGGCGGGAAAUAUGGACUGGGGACGAUCAGGAAAAGCAAACACUGAACACGGGCCCUAUCUAUAUCCUGCCUUAGAGGGGAAUCAAAAAAAAAAAAAAAAACAUCAGUAGAACCCACUGCUAACGGCACAUAAAUUACUCAUGCAAAUGAGGUGACCUUUCAGUUUAUUUGGCAGGUAAAACACCCAAUACAUGCAGACAUACAGUCCAUUGCACUGUCCCUUUAAAGUCCUACACACAUAAAUACACAUAUACACACAGAAUACACAUAUUUAUCCUAGUAUCAGUGUCUCACAGCUAUACUAUGGACAUUAUAAUGAUUGACAUUCCCAUUACAAACCUG